Temnothorax curvispinosus is the source of this 1257-nucleotide messenger RNA. RefSeq names its product protein DPCD. NCBI's taxonomy places the organism in Eukaryota, Metazoa, Arthropoda, Insecta, Hymenoptera, Formicidae. The record is from RefSeq and is a predicted model, not a curated record. Bases 66 to 668 code for a protein of 200 amino acids. The transcript is spliced from 4 exons.
UUCGAGACUCUCGAGAGAGGUUGCUAGGAAACCUUAUAAGUUCGCUCGUUUAUUUAACGUGCAAGAUGACGUCUAAAUCGUGGUUGAAGAUUAUUCAAGAUGCUAGGAAAACUGCUGUUAUCGAGGAUGGAAAGAGGAAAGUUCAUUUUUUAUUGGAAGAUGGAAAGGAAAUGGUAGAAGAAUAUAACACAGAUACAAAUGUAGUGGUACGACGGGCAUGGAAAGAGAAAAAUAAUUUUGGUACGAACGUUGGAUGGACGGUGGAAGUUGGAGACCCUGAACUUAAACAGAGUAAUAUAGAGAUAUAUGGAAUAGAAGAAAGUUCAAAUGCUCCGUUUAUUACAAGAAGAAUUACAAAAACGUCUCUGGAAUGGCGAAUCAGAAAUUUACCAUAUCCUGAAAGUGUGUAUUCCAUUACUGCGGAACAGGAUGGCACUAUGACCGUACGUACAAGCAACAAAAAAUAUUUCAAAAAGCUAAAGAUCCCAGAUCUGGAGAGGAUCGGAUUGAAGCUGGAACAGCAAAGGAUAUCAUUUCGGCAUCAGUACAAUACUUUAAUUAUAACGUAUAAAAAGCCUCCUCAACUUCUCGACGUGGAGAAAAAGGUAUUAAACACAGUUUUGGAACUGAACACAGAGUCUAAGGAUGUGCAGUGUCCAACCAGUUAAUGAGAUACUAUGAUUAAGUUAAUAAAUUUCUUGUUUUCCAUCAAAUAAUUUUUUAAUAUAUAGGUUCUAUUUUCUAUAGCUGCACUGACUACAUUAGUUUAAGAACUGUACAUACACUAAGGGUUAGUUUUUUAUUACUGAACUGGCUGCAUUAGUUCAGAGUUGAUUUUUUUUACUCCACAUUAGAAGGAAAAAGGUGAACUCCGAACUAUAACGGUUCAGCAACGGAAAACACCCUAAAGUGUAAGUCUCAUACGUUUCUCACGCUUCAAUGUAUAUGUAUGCUUCUUGAAUUAAUGCAGCUAGUGCAGCAAUAGAAAAUAGACCUACAGUUUGUAUGUAACAAGUGCAAUUAUGAUUAAAUAUUUGUUACUUGAAAAUUGUAUCAAAAUUUCUGUGAUUAUAUCUUAUUUUCUUAACUGGAGAGUAAUGAAUAAUAAUCGUAUAAUAAUGUAAUAAUAAUCGAAUCCUCAAAUGUAUCUCUCAGUAUCUCUCAUUGGAUGUGCAAUUAUGAAAAAAUGUAGCCAAAAUAAAACUCUGGAAAGAAACAGUUUUAACUGCAAAUUAAAUAGCAGAAUCUGAAAAUGGA